AUGCCCCGAUCAUGCUCAGUAAAAGAUGAAGAAAAAGGUUUUAGUCAGCGAAAGAAACGCAUUGGGGCAGAUAAUUCUACAAAUUGCUUAAUACUACACUCGUUUGAUAGUCAAGAUCCUGUAUCGAUGACAUGUGUAGCUGAUAUUCAUCAACCAGGUGAAUUAUGUGAUAAACUUCAACCUUUGAUUACAUUUGGUGGAAGUGAGGAAGGAACGGUAAUGGCAUUUCAAUCUUGGAAUGGAAAACCAGUGAAAAGAACCAAAGAAACAGAUAUGGCAUCUGUGACUGCAUUGCUAGUAAUACCAUCACACUCAUGGAUCUGCUGUGGUGAUGAAAAGGGUGGUAUUACAAUCUUUCGACUCUCCGUAGGGCGGGAAAAAGAAGAAAAUGAAGUUAAUAUGUCUCUUCUUUUUUCUUCUAAUAAAGGUCAUUCCUCUUCCGUUACGUGUUUUGCAACAGAUGGUGAUAAUUUUGUUUACAGUGGCUCCAUAGAUGGUAUUCUUAUUUCAUGGAAGUUACAGGAAACUAUUAAUUUAAAUAAGAAAAUUGGACAUCAUACAGGAGAAUUAUCUCAGAUUCUUACAGUAGGUAAUAAAUAUCUUCUUUCAGUUGGGCCAAACUCUCCUGCCAUUCACGUCUGGCCACUAGGAGGAGAAGAAAAAGAAAAAGAAGAAGAAGGAGAAUCAACACAAAAUCCAUUCUCUCUACGGGGCCAUACUGGUGGUGUACUUUGCUCACUUUAUCUAAAAGGUUCUCGUAAUGGGGAUGGUAUUCUUUGGAGUGGCGGAGAUGACUGUUUUAUUCGUAUUUGGGAUUUAAAUAACCCUGUGCAUCUUAAUUCUCGUAUCGCUUCAAAUAGUAAAGAUGUGAAAAUAAUGAUGAAAGAUAAUUCCUUAAGUGAAUAUAGUGAUGAAUAUGAUGAUGAUGAAAUGGAUGAUUCUAUGCAAGAUAAUUCAAUUCGGAUGCUUAUUGGACAUAAAAGAACAGUUGUUGCUCUACGUGAAGCUCAUGGAAUAGUCUUCUCGUGUGAUGUAUCAGGUUCAUUUUUAGCUUGGAAUCCUCAUCGUUAUUGGCUUCUGCAUGCCUUUUCAGUGCCUCUUGGAAGAGGACUGCAGAGGACACCAUCUAUUGUUGGUAAUAACAAUGAUGUUACUGAAGAUAAGGAAACUUUUAACAGUAAUGAAAUCGUCUAUGGGGCGAGAUGUCUUGGUUUUAUGGAGGGUUUUUAUUGGAUUAUUGAUACACUUAGUGGUCCACAGAGUGUAUAUAUGCCCAAUCAUCCGCGUCUUAGGAAGUCAUUAUCUUACAGUGAAGUAGAUAAUCCAGAAACUGUUAACGAAAUUAUAGAUGAAAGUGUGAUGAUGAAUAGAUUUGUAAACUAUGUGCAAGAAACAUUGGAUUUCUUUCUUCAUUACAUAGGGACUCAUAGCGAAAUCUUCGCUACCUCUGUCAAUGCUCAGUUACUUGAACGAAAUGACAAGAAGAAAGAACUGUUACUUUCAACUGCGGUGAUGGCAACAAACUGCUACCACGUACAGUCAUUAUCAUCACCAGUUUCUUUUAAUAACCCAAUUCAAGAGAAAAUGAAAAAUGAUUGUAAUGAUAUAAUUCCUUCAGUGCACAGUAAUUUCACUGAUGUGAAUAAUUUACAAACACAACAAAUGGAUUUGGAACGGGAACGUCAACGGCUGCAAAAGGAGGCGAUGCACUUAGACGAUAAAGUUCUGGCGGUGGCCCGAUUGGAGGCAGAACUCAUAGAAAUGAAAAAACAGCAGGAGUCUCGUGAUGCUGAGCGUGAGGAUCUUCUCCGAUCUCUUAUGAAACGGGAACAGGAACGAGAACAACAGUUGGCCCAAGUAAGUACUGAACUUUCUUUCCUGCGACUCAAAUAUGCUGAUUGGGGUAGUGUAGUGGAAAAGCAACACUAG
This is a messenger RNA of Trypanosoma theileri, 1929 nucleotides long. RefSeq lists its product as uncharacterized. The transcript has a single exon. NCBI's taxonomy places the organism in Eukaryota, Euglenozoa, Kinetoplastea, Trypanosomatida, Trypanosomatidae. Bases 1 to 1929 code for a protein of 642 amino acids. Gene Ontology annotation, molecular function: protein binding. The record is from RefSeq and is a predicted model, not a curated record.